AUGGCAUCCCAAAACACCCUCGACAGCCCCGAUUUCUAUCAAAUCGCCUGGAUCUCUGCUCUUCCUAUCGAGCGGGCCGCUGCAGAAGCGAUGCUUGAUGAGGAACAUACAGCUCCAACCGGCUUCACUAGACACCAAACCGACGUGAACGUCUAUACGUGGGGUCGUGUGGGAGACCAUAAUAUUGUUAUUGCCUCUCUGGCUGCUGGAAACUACGGAACCACCUCGGCUGCAACCACAGCCUCGAGCCUGCUUGCAUCUUUGCCAUCCAUUCGUGUUGGUUUUAUGGUCGGUAUAGGCGGCGGCAUCGCUCGACCGGAUGAGGACUACGAUAUCCGGCUAGGUGAUGUUGUCGUGAGUCAUCCCGAUGGGACCAUGGGUGGCGUCUGCCAGUACGAUCUGAUGAAGGCAAAGUCUGGUGACAAGCGUGAGCGUAAAGGCUUUCUUGGACGGCCACCGACGGUCCUCCUCAGUGCGCUUAGCAAAAUCCAGGCCUACCACGAGCGAAAAAACUCCAAGGUCCCCUACUUCCUUCAAGAAAUGCUGGAGAAGAACCCGAAGAUGGGCAAAAGAUCUAAGCGAAAUCCAGGUUAUGCUCACCAGGGCUUUGACAACGACCGCCUCUUUAAAACUUUAUGCGACCAUAUCCCCGGCCCAGACUGUCGGGGCUGUGACACAGCUAAUGAGGUUCAACGUGAUUCUCGAGAUACUAGUGAUCCCGAUAUUCAUUAUGGGACCAUCGCAUCCGGCAACACACUUAUCAAAGAUGCUGUUGCUCGUGAUCGGAUUGUUGCUGACCUCGGCGAAGAUUGCAUCUGCUUUGAGAUGGAAGCGGCCGGCCUAAUGAACCACUUUCCCUGUCUUGUGAUCCGAGGGGUCUGCGACUACGCCGAUUCUCAUAAGAACGAUCGAUGGCAACGCUACGCCUCGGCGACCGCCGCCGCGUAUACAAAAGAGCUUCUGGCAUCUGAUCUUCGCACUGAUGAGAUCAGGCGCUGGCUUUGUCCCCCGGAUCCGUCUAUAAAUGCUAACCACGCGAGGACGCUGCGUCAUAAGGGGACAGGCGCGUGGUUUCUAAAAAAUCCUGUGUUCGAGUCGUGGCUCUUAGGGUCGCGUCGACAUUUAUGGCUAUACGGGCUUGCGGGAUGUGGGAAGACGGUCCUUAGUACAACUGUGCUUGAUCAUCUUGUAAAGGCAAAUAACGGUCUAAUCCUCAGCUUCUUCUUUGACUUUAGCGACUUCACAAAGCAGACAUUUAAUGGCCUGCUGAGGUCGCUUGCUUUCCAACUUUACCAAGGCGGGGUCGGCUCUACUACAUAUCUUGAUGAUUUGUUUAGAGGACACCAGAAUGGCAGCAGUCAACCUACAACACAGGCACUCUCAGAUAUUAUUUCAAAGAUGCUUAUAGGCCAGAAAAAGGUUUCUAUCGUUCUCGACGCAUUAGAUGAAUCAAAAACAAGGGACGAUAUCCUCCUAUGGAUUAAAGAAAUGGUUUCUAGGCCAGACUUGGCCUAUAUCCAGCUACUUUAUACCAGUCGACCUGAACUCGAGUUUCAACGUUAUAUUCCCCCUCUAAUAGGCGAGGAAAACUGCCUACCACUUGAGAAGCAGGCUGUUAACUCCGAUAUACGGUCGUGGGUAAUAGCACAACUUUCUGAGCGACGAGAUUUUACAGAGAAUCACUUAUCCCAGGAUAUUCUCGAGAGGAUCCAGAAGGCGGUUGGAGACAGGGCCGACGGGAUGUUUAGGUGGGCAUUCUGUCAAUUGAAUAGCCUAGCUCAAUGUCCUCACGAGGCAGCUAUGGAGGAAGCUCUCGUAUCUUUACCACCAGAUCUAAAUUCAACAUAUCAGCGCAUGGUCGAGAGCAUACCGAUAGAGCUAAAAAAUGAUGCAAUACGACUCCUACAAUUCCUAGUAUACUCCAAGCGACCUCUUAAGCUGGCUGAAGCUAGAGAAAUCAUAGCGACGCAGAUGCAAAAUGAGUCAGGAGGUUUUAACAUCAAGCGUCGACUAUUUCGCGAGACUGAUAUUAUGAAAUACUGUCCUAGCUUAGUGGCAGUCGUUCAAGGUGACGUUAAAGAGCUACAUCUUGCCCACUUUUCUGUUAAAGAGUACCUCCUUAAACAUGAUAAUUUCGAAACUACGACUGCUAGCAUUUCUAUAACAAAGACAUGCUUGACUUAUCUUACGGAUAUCAAGGGUAGCAAUGAAGUGAUCAAGCGAGAUUUUCCGAUGGCAAGAUAUGCGGCGAAACUUUGGACAGACCAUGCAGUGUUGGCUGAGGCUUCUGAUGAUAUAGUUCGAGUGAUAGUCAGGUUCCUUGAACAGAGAGCAACAUUCCAACGAUGGGCUCGUUUAUAUAAGGCUGAUAGCAAUUGGGAUCAUCACCCUGGUCCUCCACAAGGCUCUAGACUCUACUAUGCUUGCUUACACGGGCUCGUAGCAGCAGCACGAGAUCUGAUUGCUAAGGGAGCGAAUAUCAACGCGCAGGGCGGCCGGUACGGCAACGCUCUCCAGGCCGCCUCAACUCAAGGCCAUCAAGAAAUUGUCGAGCUUCUUUUAGACAAAGGAGCGGAUAUCAACGCACAGGGCGGCCACUUCGGCAACGCUCUCUAUGCCGCCUCAGAUGGAGGCUAUCAAGAGAUUGUCGAGCUUCUUUUAGAAAAAGGAGCGGAUAUCAACGCACAGGGUGGCUGGUUCGGCAACGCUCUCUAUGCCGCCUCAGAUGGAGGCUAUCAAGAGAUUGUCGAGCUUCUUUUAGACAAAGGAGCGGAUAUCAACGCACAGGGCGGCCGGUACGGCAACGCUCUCUAUGCCGCCUCAGCUGGAGGCCAUCAAGAAAUUGUCGAGCUUCUUUUAGACAAAGGAGCGGAUAUCAACGCACAGGGCGGCCGGUACGGCAACGCUCUCUAUGCCGCCUCAGCUGGAGGCCAUCAAGAGAUUGUCCAGCUUCUUUUAGACAAAGGAGCGGAUAUCAACGCACAGGGUGGCGGGUUCGGCAACGCUCUCUAUGCCGCCUCAGCUGGAGGCCAUCAAGAGAUUGUCCAGCUUCUUUUAGACAAAGGAGCGGAUAUCAACGCACAGGGCGGCGAGUACGGCAACGCUCUCCAGGCCGCCUUAGCCGGAGGCUAUCAAGAGAUUGUCGAGCUUCUUUUAGACAAAGGAGCGGAUAUCAACGCACAGGGCGGCUACUUCGGCAACGCUCUCUAUGCCGCCUCAACUCAAGGCCAUCAAGAAAUUGUCGAGCUUCUUUUAGACAAAGGAGCGGAUAUCAACGCACAGGGCGGCCACUUCGGCAACGCUCUCUAUGCCGCCUCAGAUGGAGGCCAUCAAGAGAUUGUCGAGCUUCUUUUAGAAAAAGGAGCGGAUAUCAACGCACAGGGCGGCGAGUACGGCAACGCUCUCCAGGCCGCCUCAGCUGGAGGCCAUCAAGAGAUUGUCGAGCUUCUUUUAGAAAAAGGAGCGGAUAUCAACGCACAGGGCGGCGAGUACGGCAACGCUCUCCAGGCCGCCUCACGCGGAGGCUAUCAAGAGAUGGUCGAGCUUCUUUUAGACAAAGGAGCGGAUAUCAACGCACAGGGCGGCGAGUACGGCAACGCUCUCUAUGCCGCCUCAACUCAAGGCUAUCAAGAGAUUGUCGAGCUUCUUUUAGACAAAGGAGCGGAUAUCAACGCACAGGGCGGCCGGUACGGCAACGCUCUCCAGGCCGCCUCACGCGGAGGCCAUCAAGAAAUUGUCGAGCUUCUUUUAGACAAAGGAGCGGAUAUCAACGCACAGGGCGGCGAGUACGGCAACGCUCUCUAUGCCGCCUCAACUCAAGGCUAUCAAGAGAUUGUCGAGCUUCUUUUAGACAAAGGAGCGGAUAUCAACGCACAGGGCGGCCGGUACGGCAACGCUCUCUAUGCCGCCUCAGCUGGAGGCCAUCAAGAAAUUGUCGAGCUUCUUUUAGACAAAGGAGCAGAUAUCAACGCACAGGCCGGCGAGUACGGCAAAGCUCUCUAUGCCGCCUCAACUCAAGGCCAUCAAGAAAUUGUCGAGCUUCUUUUAGACAAAGGAGCGGAUAUCAACGCACAGGGCGGCCGGCACGGCAACGCUCUCCAGGCCGCCUCAACUCAAGGCCAUCAAGAGAUUGUUGAGCUUCUUUUAGACAAAGGAGCGGAUAUCAACGCACAGGGCGGCGAGUACGGCAACGCUCUCCAGGCCGCCUCACGCGGAGGCCAUCAAGAGAUUGUCGAGCUUCUUUUAGACAAAGGAGCGGAUAUCAACGCACAGGGCGGCGAGUACGGCAACGCUCUCCAGGCCGCCUCAGCUGGAGGCCAUCAAGAGAUUGUCGAGCUUCUUUUAGAAAAAGGAGCGGAUAUCAACGCACAGGGCGGCGAGUACGGCAACGCUCUCCAGGCCGCCUCAUAUGAAGGCUAUCAAGAAAUUGUCGAGCUUCUUUUAGACAAAGGAGCGGAUAUCAACGCACAGGGCGGCCGGUACGGCAACGCUCUCCAGGCCGCCUCAGCUGGAGGCCAUCAAGAGAUUGUCGAGCUUCUUUUAGAAAAAGAAGCGGAUAUCAACGCACAGGGUGGCGGGUUCGGCAACGCUCUCCAGGCCGCCUCAUCUGGAGGCUAUCAAGAGAUUGUCGAGCUUCUUUUAGACAAAGGAGCGGAUAUCAACGCACAGGGCGGCGAGUACGGCAACGCUCUCCAGGCCGCCUCAUAUAGAGGCCAUCAAGAGAUUGUCGAGCUUCUUUUAGACAAAGGAGCGGAUAUCAACGCACAGGGUGGCUGGUUCGGCAACGCUCUCCAGGCCGCCUCAGCUGGAGGCUAUCAAGAGAUUGUCAAGCUUCUUUUAGACAAAGGAGCGGAUAUCAACGCACAGGGCGGCCAGUACGGCAACGCUCUCCAGGCCGCCUCACGCGGAGGCCAUCAAGAGAUUGUCGAGCUUCUUUUAGACAAAGGAGCGGAUAUCAACGCACAGGGCGGCGAGUACGGCAACGCUCUCCAGGCCGCCUCAUAUAGAGGCCAUCAAGAGAUUGUCGAGCUUCUUUUAGACAAAGGAGCGGAUAUCAACGCACAGGGUGGCUGGUUCGGCAACGCUCUCCAGGCCGCCUCAACUGGAGGCCAUCAAGAGAUUGUCCAGCUUCUUUUAGACAAAGGAGCGGAUAUCAACGCACAGGGUGGCGGGUUCGGCAACGCUCUCUAUGCCGCCUCAGCUGGAGGCCAUCAAGAGAUUGUCCAGCUUCUUUUAGACAAAGGAGCGGAUAUCAACGCACAGGGUAGCGAGUACGACGGAGAAACUUCGUCGGAUGGACUUACCUUCUGA
This is a messenger RNA of Penicillium taxi, 5310 nucleotides long. RefSeq names its product ankyrin repeat domain-containing protein. Gene Ontology annotation, biological process: nucleoside metabolic process. Gene Ontology annotation, molecular function: protein binding; catalytic activity. The transcript has 3 exons. NCBI's taxonomy places the organism in Eukaryota, Fungi, Ascomycota, Eurotiomycetes, Eurotiales, Aspergillaceae. The record is from RefSeq and is a predicted model, not a curated record. The coding region runs from base 1 to 5310 and encodes 1769 amino acids.